Messenger RNA from Megalops cyprinoides (Indo-Pacific tarpon), 1452 nucleotides. It is a transcript of the gene aire, whose product is annotated as autoimmune regulator. The record is from RefSeq and is a predicted model, not a curated record. The transcript is spliced from 13 exons. Lineage: Eukaryota; Metazoa; Chordata; Actinopteri; Elopiformes; Megalopidae. Bases 1 to 1452 code for a protein of 483 amino acids. Gene Ontology annotation, biological process: humoral immune response; regulation of transcription by RNA polymerase II. Gene Ontology annotation, cellular component: nucleus; cytoplasm. Gene Ontology annotation, molecular function: translation regulator activity; DNA binding; DNA-binding transcription factor activity, RNA polymerase II-specific.
AUGAACACCAUGGAAGGCAAUAGGGACCCUGAUCUGCCCUCCCAGCUCAGGGCAUCCAGGACGGAAAUCGCCAUGGCAAUCGACGAUCCCUUCCCCUUACUCUAUGGGCUGGCGGACCGCGACAUCAUCACAGAUCACCUGUUCAAGGAGACCCUGGAGAAGACGAGGCAGGAGGGAAUCCACAAGGCUGUCUACUCUCUGCUCACCUGGCUCCUCGACCAAGACACCCGCCUCAUCAAGGCCUUCUGGAGCAACCUGUCCAAGGAGUACAACCAGGAGCGGUACCCCAAACUGCAGGCUGUAAUCUCCAGCCUAAAUAAGAAGCCUCAGGGUGGCUCUAAGAUGGCUGUCCAACCACGAGCGCCGCAGAGCAGAAAGAGGAGCCCGAGAGAGGAGGAGCCGGCACAUCAUCCCCAGCACCACGCCAAGCGGCCAAGCAGCCCAGGGACCAAAGUGAAGUCUGUCAGGAAGACGGACAGCUCUGAGAUUUCUCGGCUGCCAGUGGGAAACGGGAUCCAGGCAAUGGCCACCUCAGUCCAGAGAGCGGUCACCCUGUCGUCCAGCGAGCUGCCGGUCAGCUGCGGGACAGUGGAGGAGAUCCUCAUUAAGCAGGUCUUUGAGUCUGGGAGCUCCAAGAAAUGCAUUAAAGUGGGCAGCGAGUUCUACUCUCCCAGCAAGCUUGAUGAGCUGGCUGGAAGGAACAAGUCAAAGGCUGCAAAGACCCACAUUCGCCACAAGGGGGCAACCUCAUCAAGCACCAGAAUCACAGAGGUCCCGCGAAACGACGACGAGUGUGCGGUGUGUAAGGACGGGGGAGAGCUCAUCUGCUGUGACGGCUGCCCCAGGGCCUUCCACCUCACCUGCCUGGUGCCUCCCCUCACCGCCAUCCCCAGCGGGACGUGGCGUUGUCAGCUGUGUCACGGCGGCCAGGUGGAGGCUGACAGGACCUACACACCUGUGCAGCUGACAGAGACCAGCUCCAGCUCCACAGUGGACUUCUCCUUCUUCUCCACCCUCUCCUCCACCUCCCUCUCCAGCGUCUCCACCACCAAGAGCUGCCAGGCCUCAGGCUCCCAGCUCCUGGGCUCUGAGGCCGUUCUGGAUGAGCGGUGUGGGGUGUGUCAGCUGGGGGGGGAGCUGAGCUCCUGCCCUCAUUGCCUGCAGGCCUUUCACCCCCGCUGCCAUUUCUCCAGCGGGAAGGCCAAGUGCAGGUCCUGCAGUAAGAUGUGGGCGAGCUCCAGCCAGCGUGACAGGCCUGUGGCAGAGUCCGAGGGGAUGCAGGUGGUCCUCCUCGACAACCCCCCAGAGCAGAGCGGCUCUCUCUCGGAGCAGGUCUUGAACAAAGAGGAGCUGGACUCCAUCAUGGGAGAGGGCUCCAUAGACGGGAUUUUGCAGUGGGCCCUCCACAACAUCUCCCGGCCUCUCUCCGAGAACCAGGGCUUCUUCCAGUGA